AACGAGAAAUUCCUCGCUCGGAGAAAGGAACACAUUCAUUGUGGUCAUCAUGGCGGCUGCUGUCAAAGACGUUAAAGCUUUGUUCAAAAAGUUGAAUACCAAAUGGACUUCAAAGCCUCGAAAUCUGAAAGAAUGCGGCGAACUUUUAGCGAAGCUCAAGGUAGGGUUGACAAGCCUGGUGUUUCUGCCUACUUCUAAUGCGCAACCUUCUGAGCAGGAACUCCUCUUGGCAAGAGAUGUUCUGGAGAUUGGAGUACAAUAUAGUAUUGCUACCAAAGAUAUUCCAUCGUUUGAGCGUUACAUGGCUCAGCUCAAAUGCUACUAUCUUGAUUACAAGUCGAGCCUUCCAGAAUCGCCUUUCAAGGAUGAGCUUCUUGGUCUUAAUCUGUUAUUCCUGUUGUCUCAAAACCGGGUAGCUGAGUUCCACACUGAAUUGGAAUUGCUCCCAGCUGAUCAUAUCCAGAAAAAUUUGUACAUCAGUCAUCCCUUGUCCCUUGAACAGUACUUAAUGGAAGGCUCGUACAAUAAGAUAUUUUUGGCUAAAGAUAGUGUUCCAGCUGAAAGUUACAACUUUUUUAUCGAUAUCUUGCUUGAUACAAUUCGUGGAGAAAUUGCCGCAUGCAUGGAGAAGGCCUAUGACAAGGUUACUUUAAAUGAGGCUGCUCGCAUGCUUCACCUUAACUCUCUACAGGCAAUUCAGGAAUAUGGAAAUAAGCGUGGGUGGGCUUUGCGGCCUGAUAACAUGUACCACUUUGGACCAACAGAACAGAAGAUGGAUGAUGGUUUGCCAUCAGCUGAGCUUGCCUCCCAAGUAGUAGAGUAUGCUCGUGAACUAGAAAUGAUUGUAUAAAUAAGAAAACCAAACGAUAAUUUGAUUGAAGAAUAUUACUAACAGAUGGUUUCUGCUAGACAUUUUUUAUGUCCCUUUGUUUGUACCGAUGUUAAUAAACCACUACAUUUUCCUUUUUGUAA
Molecule: messenger RNA, 972 nt
Organism: Thrips palmi
Lineage: Eukaryota; Metazoa; Arthropoda; Insecta; Thysanoptera; Thripidae
Gene: Rpn12
Product: 26S proteasome non-ATPase regulatory subunit 8
Exons: 6
Coding region: 50-850 (266 amino acids)
Biological process (GO): proteasome-mediated ubiquitin-dependent protein catabolic process
Cellular component (GO): proteasome regulatory particle; cytosol; nucleus
Source: RefSeq, a predicted model, not a curated record